UUAUGUCAUCACCAACCCGGGUUUCCCUGGGCGCGGGACAGACACGGGGAAGGUUCAAGGGAACGCGAACGAACCCUCCCCGUACUUUUAUUUACUUCGUCCCCCAAGUUGAAAGACCAGCCAGUUCGUGGUCUGGAGGGUUUCACCUUCCGUUACUCCCCCUCCUCCCCAUCAUGUCCUCGGCUAUGCAACAGCGCAAGGCCGAGAUCCUUGCCAAGAGAGCCAAACUCGCCGAACUGAAGCGGCAGAGAGAGCUGCGGCAGAAGGAAUUCUCGCAAACCCGAGCUAACACCGGCGAUGCUUCUGAGGUUGUCUCCCCCGCCCCCAGCCGCGCUGAUAGUCGAGCUGAGCUCGAUGAUCUUAUCUCACGUUUGGUUGACCGCCCGGGGUCGGCUUCCAUCAGCCACGGGGCCGAUGGCCUGUCACGGAAAGGAAGCAGGCCUAAUUCAGUCCUGAGCGCUAGCCAACUCAGUGGCGACAACACGGAAGCAUUCAGUCCAACUACGCGACCGCUUUCACAGUCAAUUGCUGUUCAAACGGUCGGAACCGAGCCGUUUGUCGCGGCUCCUGAACCACAGCCCGCCCCUGAGCCCAAACCCGAAGUUGUCACAUAUAGUAAAGGAGUCCAGACGGACGACUUGAAACCAUCAGGCGCCACAGAGUCAGACGAUGAAGAGAACAAUGGCAGCAAGAGAGAUAGCGAACGCGACGAAGAAAUCCGGAGGAAGCUCCGAAAAGAGAUCGAAGAGGAGCUGCAGGCCACUCAACAGCAUGCUGACAAUGAAGCCAGCGCCGAGGCCUUGAAUAUGCGCUACCCGCUCCGUACAUUAGAUGAUGACGAAUUAAAGGCUGUCACGUCCUCUGAGGACUUUCUGGAUUUCGUUGAACGAUCAGCUAAAGUCAUCGAACGGGCACUGGACGAGGAAUACGACGUGCUGGCAGACUACGAGCUUGGAGGCGUGGAUGGUGAACUAGAAGACGACGAUGAACAUGGACGGAAGCGGCGCGGAAUCAGGGAGGUCUGCCAGUUCUGGGACGAGCGAUGGAGCAAGAAGCGUAUGAUCAGUGAUCUUAGCUUUUCGCCGAAGUUCCCCGAACUUGUUCUGGCUGCGUACACCAAGAACCCUUCUGCCCCUCAUGAACCCGAUGGUCUCGUCCAGAUCUGGAACCAACACCUUCACUCCCGACCGGAGUAUGUCUUUCAUUCUACCUCUGACAUCUUGGCCGCCAAAUUCUCUCCAUUCCACCCUAAUCUCAUUGUUGGCGGUUCCUACUCGGGGCAGGUACUGCUAUGGGAUACUCGGUCGUCGCGCGCAGGCGGUGGCGCUCCCGUUCAGAAGACGCCGUUGACUGGCUCUGGGCAUACUCACCCGGUCUACAGUAUUUCCAUCAUUGGAACACAGAAUGCCCAUAACAUUUUGACCGCAUCAACAGAUGGCGUAGUCUGUGGUUGGACGGUCGACAUGCUUUCCCAGCCUCAGGAAUACCUCGAACUAUCGACUCCCCCACCCUCGAAAACAGAAGAUCUUGCACCCACGACCAUGUCAUUCCCGCAGUCCGACCCCACAUUCUUCAUCGUUGGUACUGAGGAAGGAGGGAUUUACCCCUGCCAUCGUUACGAUAGAGCCGGUGCUAAAGCUGGUACCGACCAUCGCCUCGUGUAUCGCGGUCAUAAAGCCCCGAUCAUGUCCACUGCAUUCCAUCCCGCUCGCGGUCCAGUUGAUCUGGGCGAUCUCAUGCUUAGCUCUAGUCUGGAUUGGAGCGUGAGGCUCUGGCGCAUCCGUCCGCCGGCCACGACUGCCCCUGCAACCUCUGCCAUAGCCACAACUCAAGUCGUGGAGCCUAUCCUUGACAUUAACCGGGAGGAUGUCGUGUAUGACGCACGAUGGUCCCCACAUCGCCCUGGUGUCUUCUCUCUCGUCGAUGGUGCUGGAAACCUCGAAGUCUGGGACCUCUACACGGACACCGAAGUCCCCGUCGUGAAGACGACACCGUCCAAGGGCCGUGGAGGCAUACUGACGAGGAGUCUCAACAAGGUAGCCUGGGAAGAGCGCGAGGGCAGGCGCAUUGCAACGGGUGGGCUCGACGGUGUGGUUACUGUUUUUGAAGUCGGAAAGGGUCUCAGCGGUACUCCGGAAGACGUGCCUGCCGAUGAAUGGGCGGGCAUGAAGAAACUCGUUGGAAAGUUGGAACAGCAGGACCGGAACAACUGAUGCGCAAUCAGCUCCUUUUGCGAAAUACAAAGGAACCAAUGACCGUCUUGUGACUUCCCAGCGAACGAAGCAACAAUGUCGGUUUAUAGUCUCCUUCGCUCAAGUCUGUCCUCGCCAGCCAACAAUCCAUCGAUCCAUCCAUCCGAGGUGCUUUAGUCUUCUUCCCGAUCUGUAACACAUUUUGAGCGGCGCCGCUGUUUAGUUUAUCAUAUACCCCGAGGCACCUCGUUGAUGUAUCUAUAUUUGUUCCAAGCUAGAGAAACGAAAUGGGUUCGAAUAUUUCAGAGCCAGCCAACAUUUGUACAUACUACCUGCUCAACCGCAAUAGUCCCUUUAAUGGAA
This is a messenger RNA of Aspergillus piperis CBS 112811, 2555 nucleotides long. Its product is annotated as putative dynein intermediate chain. The transcript is spliced from 3 exons. Gene Ontology annotation, molecular function: dynein light chain binding; dynein heavy chain binding. The coding region runs from base 174 to 2213 and encodes 679 amino acids. The record is from RefSeq and is a predicted model, not a curated record. Gene Ontology annotation, cellular component: cytoplasmic dynein complex. Lineage: Eukaryota; Fungi; Ascomycota; Eurotiomycetes; Eurotiales; Aspergillaceae. Gene Ontology annotation, biological process: transport along microtubule.